Arachis stenosperma is the source of this 1563-nucleotide messenger RNA. Its product is annotated as protein SLOW GREEN 1, chloroplastic-like. Gene Ontology annotation, cellular component: chloroplast thylakoid membrane. Bases 35 to 1141 code for a protein of 368 amino acids. The record is from RefSeq and is a predicted model, not a curated record. The transcript is spliced from 2 exons. Gene Ontology annotation, molecular function: protein binding. Lineage: Eukaryota; Viridiplantae; Streptophyta; Magnoliopsida; Fabales; Fabaceae.
UAUAGUCAUAACUCAACACAUUGGCUACCUCGGCAUGUUCUCAUCGGUGAGAAUCUCUCGGGUUGAGAUAUUUAGUUAUUUACCGGUUUGGCAGUUCUCAAUUCCCAGUUCAGCCUCAUCCAUGGAGUCUCUCUUUUCACUGAAACCCUCUCAUCACCACCACCAAUCCCUUCUCUCUCUUAAUCACCACCAUUCAACAACACCAUUCUCUUCCGUUCCUUUCCUUUCUCUACCAUCUUCCUCCUCUUCCUCUUCCGCUUCCUUUCGAUUUUCACCCAUCAAAGCCUCACACUCACCCAAAAACCCAUUAACCCACGUGACCCAAACACUAAACCCCUUCUUCUCACCCAUCCUCAAAUCAGCAUGCAUCGCAGCUGCAUUGUUCCUCAUGCGCCUUCACUUCAAUUCUCCCGCCCUCGCCGCUGCCGUUACAGCCGCACCGCAACCACCAUCUCCCGCGACGGAAUCCUCUCUGGAAGAUGCCUCCGGCGAAGAAAAGGUUUCGGGUGAAGAGAACAGCACCGUUGAAGAUCUUCAGUCCCUCAUCGAAGCAAAGAUCAGAGAGCGUAAAUUCGACGAAGCGGUUCCGAUGGUAGACCGCUUGAUUGAAAUUGAGCCGGAGGAGCUUGAUUGGCCGCUGCUGAAGGCGCACCUGCGUGCCUGCAACAACGACCACGCGGUGGCGCGGAACUUGUUCGAAGAAGUGCUGAAGAGAGACCCUUAUAACGUGAUUGCGCUUCAUGGUCUUCUUGUGGCGGCUUUUGAGUUGAAGGAACCAACAAAGGAUUUUAUGCCAAGGUUUGAAGAAGCUGUGAAGUUCUUGGAGAAGGAAGAGAGGGAUUCUGAGGCAAGGGACUUGAAGCUGCUAAUUGCGCAGGUUAAGGUUUUGGAAGGGGAAUUAUCCAGUGCGCUGAAGGUCUAUGAGGAUCUUGUGACAAAAGAACCGAAGGAUUUUAGGCCUUACUUGUGUAAGGGUGUGGUGUAUACUAUGAUGAAGAAGAAAGAUGAAGCUGAAAGACAGUUUGAGAAGUUUAGGGAACUUGUCCCGGAGGAUCAUCAUCACAAAGAUUAUUUUGAGGACAAUGCUAAUGUGUUCUUGCAGAAGCUAGAGCAAAAGAAAGAAGCGGCUCUGAAGAGGUGAAAACGAGUGAUGAGCUGAAUUGCUUAGAAUUAUUUAUGAUUUCAAGCAUCAUUUUGAAUUCAGUUCGCAAAUUCUGUGGCGAAAUGAAACUAAGAGAGCUGCGAUUGCACUAUCUUGAAUUUAAAACCACCACUCUCUAGAGAAUGAUGAUCGUUCUUAACUUGUGUUGAAUGAUUGGAUUACAAUCUAGGUGAGUGUUAAUGUUGUACGUUCUAGGUGAUAAAUUUUGCUUUUGGUGGUUGUUCAAAAUUACUAUAACAAUAAUUGCCACAAUUCCAAGAUAGGAGUGUUGGUAGAUAUGGAUGGUGAGAUUUGAAAGGGCUUGUUUGUAGUCAUAUUUUAUGAUAGAAGAUAGAACAUAAUGGUAUUGUUGGAUGUAUAUGAUCGACCUCAACUAGUAGAAAAAGGAUUGUUUCUUAUUA